CGGAAUGUUUGAUAUAAAACGCGAUAUCGAGUACUGGUCGCUUCUCAGUUCGUCCGAAACAUCGGUUGUGUGUUGGUUGUGUGUAGCGUCUCUGUCGGUGCGCCAUGCAGAUUCUGAAAGUGUUGUUGGUAGUGCUGGUUGCGGUGAACCUAAGCAACGGUCUGUUCUUCAAGAAGAAGAAAAAAGUGUACGUCCAUCAUCCGCCACCGCCGCCGCCGGUGUACGCGCCGGUCCCGCAGUACACCUACAGCUAUUACUAUCAACCCGUCCCGUACUACUACUAUGAACCGGUGUACGUGACACCGCAGCAGCAUCCGACACCGGCCCCGUACAGUGCGAAUACCCACCCGGUACAGUCGUCCGGCAGGCAGGCGCUGCCCGCGUUCGAUGCGGCCAACUUUAACGGCAAGCCGGAGGUGGAGAUCGUCCCGUCGGUCGGCUUCCAGAUGGGCACGAAAACGGACGUCAUCGAGGUGCUCAAGUCGCCCGGCGUGGAGGUACCGGUCCAGCCGGUACAGACCGAUGCCGGCAGUACCACGGUCCUGAUCGACGAGCUCAAUCCGGACAAUGAUGUGAAACUGUCCUCCGGCGGUGUUAUACCGAUCGCGAACGCUCAGGCAUCGUCCGCAUCGAGCUUCUCCUCGACCGAUCUGCUGCUCAACUCCGUACCGACCGUGAUCGACGUUGGUUCGCGCGGAUCGUUCGAUGGUCGCAACGGCAAGCGCGGUGCGGGUACGGUCGAGGUGUUCAAAUCUCCAGGUGAAUACAUUGAGUUCCCACCCGUCUCGAUACAGAACGAUGAUGACGCCGUGUCCGCGCUGCUCACUGACCAAGCUUUCCUACCCACCAACAGCGAACUAUCGUCCUCAGUAAACACAUUUUCCGCCAGUCAGUCGUUUGCCCAGUCGCAAGCAUUAACCAGCACGAUACACGCACCCGAACUGGACGGCGUCGGUGCGGCGGCGUCCAGCGAUUCCGUGGCCGUUGCCGCACCGCCGGCCGAGGAUGCGCUUGCGUUUCCCGAGGUUCGGCAGGUGCUGCACGAGCUACUCAAUACCAAAAAGUUUGACGAGACGCGAUUCAAGAAAGAUACCACCACGAGCGGUGGCGUUCCGGUGCACCCCAAAGCGGUACAGAUCGAUCCGCAGGUUAGCUACAGCAAGGUGGCCCGCCAAUAGCGAGCGAACGGGCAGGAACACGCAGCCGCCAGAACAUUAUAACCUCUAGAGUCAGCAGUUAACCUACCGAGCGAAUUCUACAGAGAAAAUUCAAGAUGGUCAAACAAUUGCAACUAAUGUAUUUAUUUACCAUUCCUCGCAGAGAUCGAACCCAGCACUAGGGGAAAAGGGCGAUCGCCACGAGCAGUUCCCUGCCAUCGUACAAAAUUCAAACCACUAAAAGCUUAGAGUACGCAAUGCUUCGGAGGAGAUGUAGGAUGCGAGAGCUCGCCACACUGAAUCACUGUUGUUCUAUUUUGUGUCCACUGUACAGAGAACGUGAGGAUCAGCUUGAGAGUGCCUCGGACAACUUUUCCCUUUUUUUUUGCAGGAUAUAUACGUUGCCAAUGUAAUGUUUGCUUUAAUACUCCAAAUAAAUACUACCAUUUUGUCGUA
Molecule: messenger RNA, 1613 nt
Organism: Anopheles stephensi (Asian malaria mosquito)
Lineage: Eukaryota; Metazoa; Arthropoda; Insecta; Diptera; Culicidae
Exons: 2
Coding region: 105-1178 (357 amino acids)
Source: RefSeq, a predicted model, not a curated record